GACUAUCAACUGCUCUUGUUUCGGUUUAUUUUAUUCAUCCAUUUUAUAGGAAAAAAAGGAACCCAGAAACGAAAGCGAAGUAUUGGGUUGAUGAGACUUGACAUAAUCUUCCUUUUUCACGUGGUACAUAGCUGCGUUUCCUCUGCCUAACAGCAAAACUACGCGUGCGUAAGGGACGGUAAAAAACUGCGUACUGCAAAAAAACAGCGCGGGAGCGAUUAACAGAUCUAGCCGAAUUUCAGUUUUUUUAUUACCAAUUUCCGUCGAUUGUUAAUUUCGCGGAAUUGUUAUUUCCCAACACAUUCUGUUCAAGAAGAACAUAAGGUUAAUUACUUAGAAGCAUAAUGGCUCGACCGCAGAGGACCAGAAAAGUGAUAGACUACUCACAGUUUCAAGAGUCAGAUGAUGCCGAAGAUGAUUAUGGCAGAGGUGCAACACCGCCAGCAAAAAGAAUGCGUGCCUCACCUCGGGAUGUCAAACAGAAAAAAUCUGAAAAUGAUUCCCCAGAAGACAGUGAGGAUUCAGAGGAAAAGGAAGUAACAACCAAGAAAGAACACCAUUCGUCAGCAGGUGAAGACUUCGGUAGUGAUGAUGACUUCGGACAGGACGAUGGUAAUGCUGACAGUGACUAUGAAAGCUCAAAGAAAAUUAAGAAAGGAAGGAAAGCAGUCAAGCCAGAGAAGAACAAAAAGUCACCCAGGGCCAGGAAAAGGGCUGCAGAUGAUAGUGAUGAAGAAAAGGGCGAUCUCAAGAGUAUGCGUCAGAAGAGGCAAGCUGCCUCUAAAGCAGCUUCUAAACAGCGGAAAAUGCUUCUGGAUGAUAGAGGCAGUGAGGAAGAAGAGCAGGAUGAUGAGGAAGAAAAAAUUGUGAAUGAUGAUAGUGAUGAAGAAAAGGGCGAUCUCAAGAGUAUGCGUCAGAAGAGGCAAGCUGCCUCUAAAGCAGCUUCUAAACAGCGGAAAAUGCUUCUGGAUGAUAGAGGCAGUGAGGAAGAAGAGCAGGAUGAUGAGGAAGAAAAAAUUGUGAAUGAGGAAUCUGGAAGUGAUGAAGACUUUGUAAUUGAUGAUGACGAUGACAGUGACUAUGGUAGCUCACGGAGGAGAAGCAAGAAAAUUCGGAGGAGCAGACCUGAAAAGUCUAAACCAAGACCAAGGUUAAAGGCAACUGUGACUCCAAGCCCAGUGAAAGGCAAAGGUAAAGGGCGUCCUCCUGCAUCCAAGUUGGCAAAAGAGAAGUCUUUGUCACCUAAAGAAGAGGAGGAGGAUGAGGAGGAAGAGGAAGAGAAAGAGAAGUCAGAGGAGAGCUCCCCAGAGAAGGAAAAAGCUUCAGAAGAUGAGGCUCCAUCAGCAGAAGAUUAAAUGGGAUAUCUGCAUUGUUUUUAUAAGAACAUUGUUUUCCUAAGGAGCAGACUAGUUUUGACUAUGCUUGGCUUUUGGGCGCAGACAUGAUUUUUUUUCCUCUCCUGUCGUACGACAUAUGAGCAGUAUUCUUGUUACUUGUUUCAUGUUGGUUUCUUAGAUUGACUGCCACAGUAUCCCCACUAUUUUCUGCUAUGAUGAUGUGGGUUGCUUCAUGGGUGUUUGGCAGAUUAAAUUUUUUUGUAUGUGUUACUGAAUGAGAAGGGGGUUAAACACCAGAUUUUAUUAAAGUUCUGGAGAUUGUCCUAUGUCUGGAGUUUCUAAAGCUUCCUCUCACAAAGGUACGCUAUGAAUUGGAGUCCUAUAGUUCCAGGUGAAAGACCUUUUCAGGUGAUAUAUUUUUUUACAGCUUCAGCAAAGCACCAAGCAUUUCUUAUGAAAAAACAAAAGCCAAACUGCUUCAUUGUACAGUUUACUACUGUGUGUUUUGUGGUCACUUGUUUACCAAGGCUGCAUGCCGCCUUUUUCUUGCUCUGUUUUUUUUUUUUUUACCAUGUUCUCUCAAAAAGUGUAGCCAUGUUGAUGUUGGCACCUUAAGAAUGGCUUGAGUGUAGCAGUCAGUGCUUGUGUGUCACAUGGUGUGAUAGGUCUAUGUUGAUAACUUUUCAAAUAGGGCAGAAUUUUUGGGCCUUGGUGUGAACCCUUGUCUUCAAAAUUCCAUAGCUAUGCUGUUGGAAACAGUUAACUUGGUGUGACCAGGAACUUUGCUAAAUGUGCGUGUACAUUUUAUGGCAGCUGAUUGUUAUGGCACAGUCAGAACAUCUAUUCCCACUGUUGCAGAUUUACUGACAGUAGAAGCAGGUAAAAUCUAGUGAGGAAAGCAAUAACUGAAUGUAUCCUAAGUAAUAAAGGAGAAAUGGGAAAGAUAUAAUUUGAUCUAAGCAGCAGAAUUUACAUUUUCUCCUGAAUGUGUCUGUGUUAACUGAUACUAGUAAUAAAACCCAUAAAAAUAUGGCUUGACUUAAUAUUUGCCAUAAAUUAAAUAUUGUCUUAGUUGAAACUUUUUUUGAACUGUGCUGUAGAACCCAAUACCUUUUUUGUUUUGCCCAUUUACAAAAUGUGGUUUUAGCUGAACAAUUUAAACAUAGCUUUUUCUUAAUGCAGUAAGACAUGAAGCUAAAAUAAGAAAGCAGGCUGAUUUUUUUCCCUUCUGUGAAACACCAAAUUAAUGUCAUGAAAAAUGUUUUUUAUUUGUGUUACUGCAACAACAAAACUAGCCCUUCUGGUUUCAACAUUAUUCAAGAAAGUAUUUCUUUCGUCACCAGUUCAUCUGAUUUAAAAUUAAGCUGUCAUCUUUGUGUCUAUUCACAGAUCAGGAAAAUCAUUUGACUUCUUUAAUGAAAUACCAUGUCUAUUAACAUAAAUAUAUAGUACAUGAUUAUUUUUUCUGCAGUAAGUUCUUAGUGUUUUGGUUUCUUUCUCAAAACAAGAAUUUUGCUGUAGGGCGGAGAUUUUUUUUUGUGUCAUUUUUAUACUUAGACUGUUGUUUGACAGGUUAUUAAUCUACUUUUUAAAGCAUCAUUUUCUUAACAUAUUUUAUAAUGUCCCCAUACUUUACAGAUUAGUGGGUGGAAGAAAAUGUACCCUUUUUGAUGUAACAUUUCCAUUCCCACCACAUGUUCCUUGCAUUCUUCUUUCCUUUGACUAUACCAUAUCUAAUAGAUGCCCUGUCGCCCUUUGCCCACUGGAACUGCCUUUGUUCUCGCAUUUCUCACCACGGCACCUAAUCUUUGACCAGAGUUCAUAUGUAUUCCAUCUUGUCCCACUUUAUCUUUGUUGCUCUGUUUUCACAGAAGACAGCACAUGCUGACACUUACUGCUUUGUUUGGCCUUUUGCCUCACUGUACCUAUUCCUUGUGCUUUCUACUCAAAUGCCCAUUAGGUUCAUAGUUUAGUACUAGGCCAACCUGUGCCCUUGUUGGCUAAGUUUCCCAACCCAGAAGUAAGAAUCAAACCCUGUACCUUGUGUCUGUGAAGUAAACAUCUUAAAUUUUAUGGCAAUAAGCCAUUGGGCUGUUGCAUUCCUGUACUUCAUCAAGCUGUCAGUGGUGAAAUUCUGUCAUACUUUAAGGGUUGUGUGAAUGAUAGGAUGCGCAUGCAUUAGCCUAAAAUAAGGUAAACCGGGAGGAAAUAUUUGUGACUGUUUUUCCCCUUCAUACCUUCAUGAGUGAGUGAUCUAAUGGUUUAAUAUAGUGUCUGUGAAGCACUGCCUUCUUGCUUUUUCUAUUUUAGGUACAUUUUCUGUUUUGGGGUUCUCCACCAUUACUUUAUUGCAAGCAUCUUAAGUUGUUAUGCAUUUUCUCUCUCGCAUUUCAGAAAUACCUUUGUACAACAGAUCCAGUACAGAUUAUUGGCUUCAUUUUUUGUGUUUUGUAUAGUGUACACAUAACAAGUGUUUUUUUUUAACUAGGAAUGGUUGUUGAAUUAAUUACAAAGGAAUUAUUUUAAAGUAUUCAUAACCUUGCUUGCUUAAAGCAGAUCUUGCUCAAGUCUCUACUUCAGUUUCUUCAAAUGUUAACAUUUUCAGCAAGUUGAUUCCCAUGUAUUGCUGGAAAGAUUGAGUUAGUUUCUUUUUUAUGCAUUAGACAUGUCCCUGUACAUAAUCUGAAACCUUGAAUUUGGUUAAGCUGCACUGUGGGUUGGUGGGUAUCAUUGUAAAAUGCAGAUGACGUUAUCAGUUUGACAUGUAAUUUCUUUGAUUAAAAAAUUGGUUUUGGAA
Messenger RNA from Protopterus annectens (West African lungfish), 4134 nucleotides. It is a transcript of the gene NUCKS1, whose product is annotated as nuclear casein kinase and cyclin dependent kinase substrate 1. The record is from RefSeq and is a predicted model, not a curated record. Gene Ontology annotation, molecular function: double-stranded DNA binding; single-stranded DNA binding. Bases 345 to 1355 code for a protein of 336 amino acids. Gene Ontology annotation, biological process: interstrand cross-link repair; double-strand break repair via homologous recombination. Gene Ontology annotation, cellular component: cytoplasm. The transcript is spliced from 9 exons. NCBI's taxonomy places the organism in Eukaryota, Metazoa, Chordata, Ceratodontiformes, Protopteridae.